Messenger RNA from Pelobates fuscus (common spadefoot toad), 1705 nucleotides. It is a transcript of the gene TMOD4, whose product is annotated as tropomodulin 4. Bases 128 to 1171 code for a protein of 347 amino acids. Gene Ontology annotation, cellular component: cytoskeleton; striated muscle thin filament; myofibril. NCBI's taxonomy places the organism in Eukaryota, Metazoa, Chordata, Amphibia, Anura, Pelobatidae. Gene Ontology annotation, biological process: pointed-end actin filament capping; myofibril assembly; muscle contraction. The record is from RefSeq and is a predicted model, not a curated record. The transcript is spliced from 10 exons. Gene Ontology annotation, molecular function: tropomyosin binding.
UACCAGCUGCAGCCAAAUGACAGGCUGAGUCACACCCCUUCUCAGAGUUAUCCCCCUUCCCAGCUUUGACAGACCCUCACAUAGCCUGCAGGAAAGUCACAAGCGGCUCCAAACAGCUCCCGCCACCAUGUCGUCUUACCAGAAGGAGCUGGAGAAGUACCGAGACAUAGAUGAAGAUGAGAUCAUGCGGGGCAUGUCAGCAGAAGAGUUGGCCCAACUGGAUUUGGAGCUGCAAGAAAUGGACCCAGAGAACAUUCUCCUCCCAGCCGGCAUGCGUCAGAGAGACCAAACCAAAAAAACACCCACAGGCCCUCUAGACCGGGACGCCCUAAUGCAGCACCUGGAGAAGGAGGCCCUGGAGGCCAAGGAAAGGGAAGACCUCAUACCUUUUACUGGAGAGAAGAAAGGAAAGCCCUUCAUCCCGAAGCAGGCAAAACGCGAGAUCCCAAAAGAGGAACAGAUUACGCUAGAGCCAGAGCUGGAGGAAGCGCUGGCAAACGCCACGGAUGCCGAAAUGUGCGACAUUGCAGCCAUCUUGGGAAUGUACACAUUGAUGAGUAACAAGCAGUACUACGAUGCAAUCACAACUGGAAUCAUCUCAAACAAAGAGGGCAUCAACAGUGUGGUCAAGCCAGACUCAUAUAAACCAGUGCCAGACGAACCCCCCAACCCAACCAAUGUGGAGGAAACUCUGCAGAAAAUCAAGAGUAAUGCUGCCGACUUGGAGGAAGUCAAUCUGAAUAAUAUCAAGGACAUUCCCAUUCCUACACUGAAAGAACUCUGUGAAGGUAUGAAAUCUAACAGCCACGUCAAGAAGCUCAGUUUAGUUGCCACUCGCAGCAACGACCCAGUGGCCUUUGCCGUGGCCGAGAUGCUGAAGGAGAACAAAACAUUACAGAGUCUGAAUAUUGAGUCUAACUUUAUCUCCAGCGCUGGGAUGUUGGCUGUAAUCAAAGCCAUGAAAAGUAACUCCACACUCACCGAACUCCGAGUAGACAACCAGCAUCAGAACCUGGGAGACACAGUAGAAAUGGAGAUGGCCUCAAUGGUGGAGAACUGCCCCUCAAUCAUACGAUUUGGGUACCAGUUCACACGACAGGGACCAAGAGCUCGGGCAUCCACAGCCAUCACCAGGAACCUAGAAAUGUGUCGUAAACAGAAGAAAGUGUAACAGUUCCCAUGUUCUGUGUCCUGAGCUCCUGUCCCUGUCUGAGAUCACUGGUCUUCUACAAAUGACUCUCCUCUGGCCCUAAUAGGCUCCUGCCAUUUUGUGACUGAGGAUCACACCUGGCUGUGUUCCCUCUUACCCAUUCCCUUCUGGAAUCCUCUGUCUAUCCUAUCUCCCAGUGUAUCCUCUCCUCGGCCUCUGGCUACCUUGUAACCCAUACCACAGCAAUGUCUUACAUUUCCCAGUGUCUGCUCCUGGACUACAACCCCCAUAAUACUGUGCCACAGCCUAGCGUAGAAUUAUGGGGGAUGUAGUAAAAACCACAAACUGCUAUGGGGCAAGUUCAAUGAACCGUCCCAUAUCCUUUUAUAAAUUUAACUUAAUGUAAUAGGGCUUCUCUUUUAUCGCUGACACUACGUGGAUCUCAGAAAAUGACAAAGAGACUUUCUCCUGGCAGGCUGCAGUCUCGUUAUACACAAGGAAGAUAUUGCAGGGAAAUGAUAUAAAAUAUGUAAAUAAACUGAUAUUAAUCUGUUA